CCCCGUAGCAGCGCCACUCAGCGGUGAAGAGGCGGAACUGCAGCCUCUGACCCACAUGUGGCCGGACGCCUUUAAAUCUAUCGAGAUUACGAGCACAAGUAUUGAUGAAAGUGCCAGAAAAGUGUGUAUUUCUGCGCUGAGGAGCGACGAGUGUGUUAUUAUAUGAUCUGAAGUCUGUGGAGGAACGCGCGCGGAGUAAUCGAGGGCUCAGAGCUGCUGUGACCCGGAGCCAAAGAUGCAGGAAGGGCCAGGAAAGGGUGGUCAGAACUCGGAGGACACUUUGGAGGAUGAAGAGUCUCAGCGCUGCCCGAUCUGUCUGAACCGCCCCAGACGGAGCGAUCGAGCCGUUCCCGACUGCUGCAGACAUGUCUACUGCUCUGCUUGCAUCCUUCGCUGGGCACAGAUGGUUCAGUCCUGUCCGGUGGACCGCAGACCCUUCAGCGUGAUCUUCCUUCAGGGCUCCUCGCAGCAGUGCAUUAAGCUUCCUGUGAAGAUCAAGCCCAGACUGAUGGACAAUCGCACGGGCUGCGGUCAGGAUGGUCAACGCAUGUGUGGAAACUCUGCGGCAGAGACCGGAAGUGUGGAGAGAACGCAGGAGAAAAGAGCCAAUCCCAAACAGAAAUGCCACAGAAAAUCAGGUGACUCUGAUGCAUUCGUGGAUUCAAAUAAAAAGGCCAGUGGAGACUCAUGCCACACUCUUCUGCCCACUCAGCAUUUCCACUCAUCACAGCAGGGAGCAAUGGUCGGCACAGUCAUGGCCGGAUCGGUUGAGGUUUGUGAGGACGGCGUCCAGUGGAGGAGAUUAGAGAGAAAGCGCAGGUUGCAUCAAGCGUCUGUUCCUAGUUUUUCUACAUGUGUUCCCAGGGUGUCAGUCCGCUCACACCUACUUCUGUCAGCUGUCUCUGCUUCUCUGAAUCUGCUGCUUUCAGAACAUACAGUUCCUCAUGGCAUGGUUUGUGCCGUCACCUGCCCCAAAGGUGAGGAAAGAAAAGGCACAAGGGGUUCUGGAUCAAAGAGCUCUGUGAAGCCGGCAGAAGCUCCUGCAACCCGGCGGUCCUCCAGACGCAGCCGAGGAGAAGCGGAGGAUUCCUCUUCUGCACACUCACAACAGAACGAUACUGACAACACCUCACAAACGCUAAAUGAUACUGCGUCUACAAGCAGAGGCCAGCAAGGGAAUAAUCCGAGAUCUGGAGUGAAGACAAGAGGACGGCCAAAGAAGCUGAAAGUGGAGAAACGCGAGGAUGAGGAGCAAGAACCUGAAGCAGAAAAUCACAAGGAAGAUGGAGCAGCUGAAUCCGAAGAAUCAAAAACUGACCAGAAAGCAAACUCGGAUCAGAUUGAUGGUGGGCAAGACCCAGUGGACACAAAGGAAAAGAUGGAGGAGGAGAAUGAGACAAGUCCUUCUGAGAACAAACCUGAUGAUGCUGAUAACCAGGAUGAGGAAACUGCAGAAGAAGAAGAAGUGGUCACUAAGAAUGUGGUUGAAGAAGACGACAAUAGCAGGCAAGAAGUGAUGACUGAUGAUGAAGAUCAGGUGGAGCUGAUGAAUGCUUCACCAGAACUGAACCAAGACUGCUCGUCUCCUUCCAGAUCUUUAGAACCACAGGAGUCUCCGUCUGAUUCCCAGGAUGCUGUUUUAUCUUUUAAAGAGCAACUGACAGCUGAAUCACCUACAGAUGCUUCAGAUCAGGAUUUGGAUCUGAAACCAGAGCUUGACAGCACAGAAGACAAUCCUGAAAAGCAGGAUUCCAGUAGCUUUCCAGAUCUCCAAGACAUUGCAGAUCCGAAACCAGAGCCUGACACCACAGAGGAGGCUUACACACAAGACUCCAGUAACCUUCCAGCUCUACAAGAGAUUGUGGAUUUGAUACCAGAGCCUGACACCACAGAGGAGGUGGACCAGAGCCCUGUACCAAUGGUUCCUGAAGAGAUUUCUACUCUCGAAACUAGACCAUUAGUUCCUGAAGAGAUUUCUGCACCUGAAACUAGUCCGUCAGUUCCUGGAGAGAUUUCUGCUCCUGAAACUAGUCCGUCAGUUGCUGAAGAGAUUUUUGCUCCUGAAACUAGUCACCCUGUUCCUGGAGAUAGUUCUGCUCCCGAAACUAGUCCGCCUGUUCCUGGAGAUAGUUCUGCUUCUGAAACUAAACUUUCAGUACCUGCAGAUAGUUCUGUUCCUGAAACUAGACCGUCAGUUCCUGGAGAAAGUUCUGCUCCAGAAACUAGACCGUCGGUACCUGGAGAUAGUUCUGCUUUCGAAACUAGACCUUCAGUUCCUGGAGAUAUUUUUGCUCCCGAAACAAUGGACACUAAUGUGAGGAGUUCUCAGGACAACACUGACCUCAUUCCCAUGGAGUGUGAUUCUCCUGCAUCAGAGAGUGCUGCUGAGGUGGAGAUGGUUCCCGCUGCGAUUGUGCCUCAGAUGGCCAAUCAAGAUCCUGCUGAGAAGAUAGAGAGCUCUAAAGAAUCGAAAACCUCGGAUAAGAAGGAGGGACGAUCCCGCAGGUCCCGCUUCCACUCAUCUUCAACCACUUGGUCUCCGAACCGGGAGUCUAGGAAUGAACGCAGAUCAAGGUCUCGAUCCCGGGACCGAAGCCACAAAACUCGCUCCACAUCUCGAAACCGUGACCACCAAGAGGAAGAACGGGACAGUCGGAGAAACCGUAGUCGUAGCCGAAGCAGAGAGCGUAGCCGCAGACGGAGGAGUCGCUCUAGGUCCAGGAACAGGAGCAGACCUGGACGCCGCAGCCCGUCCCAGGAGCGUGCAGACCACGGAGGACACUCUCCCCGAAAACGAGACUCCUGGGGUGGAGGAGGAGAAGGAUGGAGAGGCAGAGGUGGUGGACGAGGAUUUCGCAAUUCCAACUGGAGGAAUAACACUGAAAAACCUGCACAUUUCUCAACUAGAGACCCUGUUUCUUCCGAUAAUGGAAACUUCCAUGAAUCCUCACCUGAUCGAGGGAGGAACGAGAACCCUGAUUGGGUGAGAGAAAGGGAGAGGGAGAGGAGUUGGAUGGAUGCUGAUAACCGUGGGCGAGAGCCGGCGAGAAGAGAGGAGAAUUUGGGAGAUGGAGACACCUGGUCUCGGGGCGGCUGGAGUGCUGGACGUGGCAGAGGAGGCACACACUGGGCGUCCAGCCAGCAGGGGGAGCCAGGAGAUAACUGGAGGCAGCGCAAUUCUUUCUCAGGGACCACUAAUAAUGCAGAUUCAUACAAUCGCUUUAAUGAUAGCAGAGCUGGAGGGAAGAGGAAAGAGUCUGAAGGUGCAGAGGCUCCACUGGAUCGCUCCGGGUGGUCGUCGGCGUCGAGUUGGGCAGUGCGGCGAACUCUUCCCGCUGAUGUGCAGAACUACUACUCGCGCAGAGAUCGAGGUGGUGGCGGCGGUGGAAACAACAUCUGGAACAAACAAGAGGAGGAUCAGAGCGCACCGACUGUCCCAAAACAAGCAGAUCCCCCACAGAAUGAGCCAAGUGCGCCGCUGCCAACUGAGGCUGUGCCAGCCAUGCCUCCGCCCCUGCUGCCGCAUCAGAUGGGUGUGAUGGGGGUCAUGCGCUUCCCCAUGGGCCCCGCUCCACUGCUCCAGAGGCCUCCCACCGCAGGUCUGCAGGCUCCACCACAGUUCAGCCUGCCUCCUCCAGUACCAGUGCAGCUCCACCAGGCUGGCCCGCUCAUGCAGGUGCCCUCUAUAGCAGUGCAGGCUCUUCCUCCACCGCCUCCGCCUCCUCCACCUGUGCAGCAGGGCGGAUUUACUGUGGUGCCGCCCGAAAGCCACCCAUCUCAGCAGGCGAUGCCCAUUUUUCCUGCGCCAGUCAAAAUGUCUUUCAAACCUGUGCCGACCAAAGUGGUUUGUGGGCCUCCUCCUCCUCCUGCUGUGCCGGUCAGUGCGGUGCAGCCAUCCUCCACCACCUCCAGCAGCUCCAGCACGCAGCCCAAAGCCCACGCAGACAGCUCCAAGAAGGAGAAGGAGAAGAAACUGCAGAUUCAGGAGCGCGCCGUCAAUGAGGUGAAAGCAGCCAUUAAGCCAUAUUAUCAGAAGAACGAAAUCAACAAGGACGAAUAUAAAGAGAUCGUGCGCAAAGCUGUGGAGAAGGUGUGUCACAGCAAGAGUGGCGAGGUGAACGCAGACAAGGUGGCCACUCUGGUGAAGGCGUAUGUGGACAAAUACAAACACAUCCGCAAGAGCAAAACUGAAAAGAGCUGAGGACGGCGGAGCUGCUGCUGACGCAACAAGUGCAAUUCCUCCACAGCCGCUCUUAACACAUUUACAUACGACAAUGAAGAUUUUUCUAGAGAUGAUAUUUUGUUUAAUUUGGAUUUGAUAUAGUGCAAAUGCCCUUUAUUGGAUUAUGUCUGCGCGCGCGUGUGUGUGUGUGUGUGUGAGUGCAGAGGGGGUUAAAAGUCUGUAAUGGUGUCGCUAUUAAUUGCAUUUUGCUUCUAAGUUUAGAUGAUGAUCAAAUGAUUCAUUGGUACGUCUGUAUCUCUCUCUUUCUCCAGAUCUUCAACAUAAAGACUGUCAUUUUCCCCCUUUUAGAGGCAGCCCAGCAAUCCAUGUGCAUUAGCUUUAUUAAUCGCUGCAGAUUCCGAGUGUGUGUGUGUUUGAUUAUGUGUGUUUGAGAUCUUAAGUGGACAGAACAACGGGUAGUUUUGUCGGUCGGUGAGCUGAGAUUUUGUUGUCAUAUAUCCAGGUUUAAAGUCCUGUACUUCUGUUUUCUGCAGUUCAAUCACUGUGUCUGUUUAUCUUCCCAGAAGCAAUGAAAUAAAGCAGCUCUCUGAA
Messenger RNA from Danio rerio (zebrafish), 4774 nucleotides. Lineage: Eukaryota; Metazoa; Chordata; Actinopteri; Cypriniformes; Danionidae. The record is from RefSeq and is a predicted model, not a curated record.